AUGGAAAUUUUCUUUGUGUUAGAAGGAGCUGAAAUUGGUUCAAAUGAUCUAGAUAGAGUGCGUGAUGUUGAUUCAGAUCGUGUAGCUCCUAGAAAUGUGUUAGCAGUUAAUACGAGAAUUAAUCUAUCAGAUUCAGGACACCAACACUACAUCCUAAAAAUAGCAGCAAUUAAGUAUGAAAAUGUCGUAAUUCUAGACAAGUCUGAAAACCAUAUUUUAGGAGGAUGGGAGUGCCAUGUCUUCAAGGCAAUGCAACAAAAAUUACGAUUUAGUUAUUCUAUAGUCAAACCAAUAGAUAAAUCACCUGGAAAUCGCCUUAAAAAUGGUUCUUGGGAUGGAUUUAUCAAGAAACUUGUAAAUCAGAAAGCAGAUAUGACUUGCUUUUCUUUAAAUGUUAAUUCUGAGCGUUUCUCUGUAAUUGAUUUUUCUUCUCCCGUAAUUCUUCAAACUAUAAACUUUGUGACAAGGUCUCCGAGAAAAACACCGAAUUGGAGUUCCAUCAUAAAACCAUUUAAUAAAGAGGUGUGGAUCAUUCUACUAUUAAUUCUCGUUAUGAUGGGAUUCGUUUUACACAAAGUCAUUGAAAAAGAUUUAAGAGCUGACAAAAUGAAAGUCAAUUGGACAAGAAGACAAGUCUUCUGGAAUCUGUUUUGCACUUUAAUAUAUCAAGGAAUUCCGUUGCAUCUGUUAAGAAGAUUCCCAUCAAGAUUUUUAAUUGGAAUCUGGUUACUAUUGACUCUAGUUUUGAUAUCCAGUUACAUCGGUACUCUAAUGUCUUUUAUGUGUUCUCCUCUGAUAGAAGAUGUACCUAGAAAUUUUAAUGAGUUAGCUCUUGCAAUUAAUAAAGGUGACUAUAAUUGUGGAAUAUUAGGUAAAUACAAUCUAUGGCAAAUAAUGCAGAAUUCAAGUUCAAACAGCUAUAAAAUUAUGAAAAAUAAUAUAGAAAAACACGAUAAUUUUAUGCCCGGAUCCAGAGCGAUGCAACGCGUUAUCGAUGAAAAUUUUGCUUUCAUAGGAAGCAUAACAAUGAUAAAGAAGCUUAUCCGAACAGAAGAAAUGCAUAAAUAUCGAAUAUCCGAUGAUCCUUUGAUGACAUCUACAAAGGCUUUUGCUAUGAGAAAAAAUUUUCCUUUAAAAAAAGAUAUAAACGCUAUAGUGAUUCGUUUAUUCGAAGCUGGAAUCGUUGAAAAAGUCGAUAAUUCCGAAACUAAAAGUUUUGUGGAGUUUUCUGAAUUCCAACCUGUAUCUUUGGAAGAUCUAAGCAUAAGAGUACCUGUGACUAUCAUGGGAUUUGAGGAUGUAAAUGUAUUCAGAAAGACAAAAAAAACGAAAAAACGACAUGUAUGUCAUGCCUACUUGAAAGAGACAGAAGAAGAUGAGAAACGCCUAAUGAGUAUGAUACAAAUGCGUUCAUCAUACAAAACGCAAGCACAUGAUUUUCUUUUACCUCAUAUUUCAAGCUGUUGCUAA
Molecule: messenger RNA, 1470 nt
Organism: Centruroides sculpturatus (bark scorpion)
Lineage: Eukaryota; Metazoa; Arthropoda; Arachnida; Scorpiones; Buthidae
Product: probable glutamate receptor
Exons: 12
Coding region: 1-1470 (489 amino acids)
Cellular component (GO): membrane
Molecular function (GO): glutamate-gated receptor activity
Source: RefSeq, a predicted model, not a curated record